AUGGCACCGACGCUUUCAGUGCCCCGCCCUCGGGGCGGGAGCGCUCCCACUUCAAUAGUGUCACUGCCUGACCUGCUAUCUGAUCUGCYGCCCGCGGUUCGCCUCGUGUUCGUUCGCGAACUGUGGUCCUGUAUCAAGAACGCUGCCCAACUUACAGUGACCGGAUGGCUGGCCGAGUCCUGGUUCCUCGAGAUCUGCAGGACUCUGGAGAAGUUCGGCAUCCGGACUAUUCGAGGUGCGGAGAGCUCCGCCUGCGAUGGCGCCUGGAUCUAUGACCCGUCCAACUCUGCGGACCUUCCCCUCGUAGGGAGUACAUCCCUCGAGUUGUUCGAAUGGGCCAACGAGCAUCCGGACACGGAGCUUCUGUAUUUCGAUGUGAAGUACUUCAGCCUGCGACCAAGUGCCAAGGCUGAGCUUGAUUACGCAUACAGCACUCCCGACGGCACUGCAUUGAAAGACGACGCAGCCGUCUAUGUGGUAGUUAUAGAAUCGCUUACUGACUACGUGGCUUUGAUUCCGAAGUACGUUUUUGAGAAUGCUACCGACUUUGGAUAUGGCGUGGAGCCAUUAAUCUGCGGAAUGCCAGCAUGGUGCUUACACUUCCUUGUGCACGUCGAAGAUCUAGCAGAGGCCAUACAAGGACUGCUCGGUGCAAAAGAAUCCCAAUGGUACCGCAAUCCUACUACUGGAUUGGUCUUUACGGGUUGGAUCCCACAACGACUUGCAGACCCUCGUUCGCUGAAACCAGGGCAGCAGCGAAAGAUCACGUCUAUGACGGCGAUUCUCUACCUUCUCGGGAUGAUAAAAGCGGAGGGCUGGGAUAUGGACUUCAACCCGGUUGCACCGCUUAUCUGCGACUUUUGGAUCUGGUGUAAGUCAGUCGAACACUUGCAAGAGCCGAUCUUCAUUGAGCACAAAGCGAUGGAUAACUACUUCUUCACCGGCGUGGACUCCCCGUUUGGACUCGAUAGACAAUGGCACUUUCUGAUAUGCUCCCGCCCCGACGUAGAAAGGAUGUUCUGCUGCGCAAGGCAAGCAGCCGACGAGUCCUGGAUUGAUCUGGAGCACCUGGACAAUGAUGUCUAUGAGAGUUUCUGCCACGAUAGCAUAGAGUCAUUGCUCAAAUACAUCGCGGAGAACGCCGCGGCAGCUGCAGCGGAGUCUGAGCGCUUAGGCUCGCGCCAGAAUCACUCGACGGAGCGUAAUCUAGCGAGCAUCAUUAGUCGCGAGUCUCGCGAAGCAGCUGCACACUCCGACAGGACAACAGGUGAAAGGACGACCCAAAGCGCGCGCGCUCCCAAGGACCGCGUCUUUCAAGCGAAAGGUCUCCCGUGGGUGUGUCUUGCCCUCAAUAACCUCUUUGCCGAGCAGCGCCAUCUCGUCUGCUAUCCGGUGGACCCUUAUCACCCCAGCGGGGCUGACCACCUCGUCGUCGACCACGUGUGGUCUGAUGAUGAUCUGGCCAGACUGAAGCUUGGUCAACUUCCCUUCAGCCCGCUGAUCGGCAAAACCCGGACCAAGGCAGUCGCCAUGCGCUUCGCCGACUGCUCAGGCGGAUUUGGUGCCUCGGAGGGCCAGCCCAUAGUCAUGCGACCUUCGUACUGGACACGGCCCUGUCCUAGUGUCAGGGGCGUGAUGCUGCUCGGAGCAGUCCUUCCCCCGGAAGUCUACACGAAAGGCAACGAUUCGAGCUGGCGGCCUUACGUGCUCAUACCUGCGCAGCGUCUCAGCUCAUACUUCUCAGAUGAGAUGAGGGAGCCAGUCCCGAAACCAGCGGACGACGCGGCGUGUCGAGAGCGCGAUAAACUCUUCUUCAAUUCUACUCCGCAAGCCGAGAGUGAACUGCUGCAUGGUGUCCGCUUUUCCGGCUCCCAUCCGAAGUCGCUCAAGAAGAACAGCGUCUUCGUUACGGAGGACUUUGACCCUUUGACCAAUGUGAUCGACUUCGGAGCGCUCCCUGCCAUCCUGCUCGAACUCCUUCGGGGGUCUGCCCCAGAGAUGAGUAUUCAAUCGCCGCUAGUCGAUGGCGCAAAUCAACUAUUCACAAAGGCGGAGAACAUCACUGACGUUCGAGCCUUCCACCAAGCUGCGUGGGACUACUCUCUGUGGCGGAAGCCGGCGGCUGUGGACGGCAAGCCAGCAGACCGUCAACGAGUUCCCGCUGAUAAAUCGCGAGCACGAGACCCGAGCAAUCCCCAGAAGGGCGGCACCCAUCGCAAGACCCUGGGAAGGCCGAACUAG
Molecule: messenger RNA, 2241 nt
Organism: Ramularia collo-cygni
Lineage: Eukaryota; Fungi; Ascomycota; Dothideomycetes; Mycosphaerellales; Mycosphaerellaceae
Exons: 3
Coding region: 1-2241 (746 amino acids)
Source: RefSeq, a predicted model, not a curated record